ACUGCAGAAGGCAGAUGAGCCCAAGCAGAGCAGUAAAACACAGCCCACUUUGAAAGCAAUGGCAUAUACAAAAUCCUUCAUCAGAGCCAUCUUCUUUCUUUGCAAUCUGUCUGUGGCACUCACAGAGAGCACUGUGUCUUGCUACAGAAUUGAACCUGGAACAAUAGUUGGCAUCGUCUGUGCAGAUUUGGUUCUGACUCUCAUUAUUGUUGUUGUCACCUACCGAUGCGCCAGGAUUCGCCGUCAGAAAAUAGAUAAUGCUCACAAGGUGUACAUGAAUGUCCGGGCUAACUGCAAGAGCACAUGAAAUGGCAUGCCGAUUUUUCAUAUGAUGGUCUCUGUAUACAAAUCUAAAAAUUACAUAAGAUUAGGUUAAUGUUUGUUCAUUGUGAUUACUUCCUAACAGCUAGCCAGCAUUGCAGUACAGCAACCUUCUUUUUUCUUUUUUUUUUUUUUUUUUUGAUCUCAUUUAUAUUAAUAGCUUAAUUUGUUUCCAGGAAGACUUGAUUUAGCCUAUCAUGUUGUAUUAGCUUUGCAAAAAUGAAAAGAAAUAAAUAAAAAAUAAAUAAAAAGACAAUGCAAAUGAAAGUGUAUUUCCCAGGUCCAGGCUGACUCAACCCAAUGUUUAACUGCAUUCUAGAAAAAUGACUUUAAAAGAAAUUAUUUUAUUUUUUAUUUUUUUUUACUUUAAAGCCCUAUAAUAAAAAUUUAUACAAUAUGGACUCUUAGAAUUAUUUAAUGUUGUAUUUAAUGUCUAUUUCAUAAACAAGUUGUUUAUCUGACUGUUUCGGAGAAAAAUGUUUAAGUUUAAGCUAAGAUAAACAAUGUUAACGAAACAAAUGUUAACAUUUUAAAUAUUACACAUAUUCAUAACAUUUUGGCUGUAGCUACACUAAACAGCAGCAUCUGUAAUUAGCUUCUGUAGCAAAACUUCCACACAUUUUUACAGGUCCUGAAAAUGAUUUGAAAAAACUGAAGAAGAAACUUAAUUUUGAGUUUUGGUACAUUAAUAAAUCAUGUCUAUAUCC
Molecule: messenger RNA, 1028 nt
Organism: Melanotaenia boesemani (Boeseman's rainbowfish)
Lineage: Eukaryota; Metazoa; Chordata; Actinopteri; Atheriniformes; Melanotaeniidae
Gene: hcst
Product: hematopoietic cell signal transducer
Exons: 5
Coding region: 59-307 (82 amino acids)
Biological process (GO): positive regulation of phosphatidylinositol 3-kinase/protein kinase B signal transduction; regulation of immune response
Cellular component (GO): membrane
Molecular function (GO): signaling receptor binding; phosphatidylinositol 3-kinase binding
Source: RefSeq, a predicted model, not a curated record